UAGUUUGACAUCUCAGAGCCAACAUGGCGUCAUCACGCGCCCAGUUUCACGGAGCCUGCGAUCUGUUCCGCUGAAGACCAGCAACUGCUGACUGACACUGAGCACUAUCAUGGCGGAGGCUGGACAGGCGGAAUCAGAGCAGGACAUCGAGAGCAAGAUCGAAGAAACACGACAGAGGUUUAAAAGCGAGUAUGUUGAGGAAUCCCAAGACAAAUAUGACAGCAGAGACUUGGAGAAACUUCAGAAAGAUGACGCUCUGGUCGAAGGCUACCUCACAUGGAGGCAUUUUGUGGUGGAAGACACCUUGAAGAUGAUCGACGAGAGCUUGCAGUGGAGGAAAGAGUUUAAUCUGAACGAUCUGGUGGAGAGCAGUAUUCCCAGGUGGAUGUUCGAGAGCGGCGCGGUUUACCUUCACGGCUAUGACAAAGAAGGAAACAAACUCUUCUGGUUCAGAGUGAAACUCCACGUUAAGGAUGCCAAGACGAUACUGGAUAAGAAGAAGUAUGUGGCGUUCUGGUUGGAGCGCUACGCCAAACGUGAGCCUGGAAUGCCGCUGACGGUCGUGUUCGACAUGUCUGAGUCUGGACUCAGUAAUAUAGAUAUGGACUUUGUGAAAUAUAUCAUUAAUUGCUUCAAAGUGUACUAUCCAAAGUUUCUUUCCAAAAUGAUCAUGUACGAGAUGCCUUGGAUCAUGAAUGCUGCCUGGAAGAUAGUGAAGACGUGGCUCGGCCCUGAUGCCAUCAGUAAGCUCAAGUUCGUCACCAAGAGUGACAUCCAGACGUACGUCGACCCCGAGCACCUUCCACCGCACAUGGGAGGAACGGACCAAUUCAAGUACAGUUAUCCACCUCUGCCUGACGACGACUUCCAGUCUCCGAUCUGUGAAAACGGUCCAAUCGUCAGCGAGGAUGAGAGUGACAUCAAGGAUAUAGAGUCAGAGUCCAAAGACACUCUCGAGUCCAGUUUCAAUUCUGAGCAAUCCAUCAAACCAAAGAAGGUGAAUUUCAUUGAAGACGGUCAGAAGUCAGAUGAGCUUGACCGAGGAGAACCUGGACGACUGAGAGGAGCUAGAAAACCUACAACUACAUUUAAGGGCACAUUACUGCACAUCAGUCCAGCAGAGGAGCUCAGCUUCGGUGCUAAAGAAUCAGACAAGAAGUGUUUGAUCAUCCUCAACAACGUGACCAAAAACCACGUGGCCUUCAAGGUGCGGACGACAGCUCCAGAGAAGUACCGGGUGAAGCCCAGUAACAGCAGCUGUGAGCCUGGAGCCAGUGUGGACAUCGUGGUUUCACUUCAUGGAGGUUUCCAGGCGUCGCCGCAGGACCGGUUCCUGGUCAUGGCAGCAGAAAUGGAGAGCGGCACUGGAGCCACCAUCCCAGAGUUAUCUCAGUUCUGGAAGGAGGUUUCAAGAGCCAAAAUCAUGGAGCACAGGCUACGCUGUCACGUCCUAGAGAGUCCCAAAUCUAUUCUGAGCAACUCAUUUGAUAGUCCGUCGGUGACGCCCACCAAUGACCAGCAGGAUCUGCAGACGACGCUGAUGCGCGUUAUGGUGACGAACUCGCGGCUGGAGCAGAAGCUGGAGAUGUGUUUAUGGAUGCAGAAGGUUCUUCUGCUUCUGCUGUCGUUUCUUUUGGCCCUCAGCUUUACUACUGCCUACUCACUGUGGACGUCAUGAGAGCGGUCUGACGCGUUAAAGACCGACACGCCUCCGCCGCUCCACCAGACGGACCUCAGGACGUCCGUUCAUCGGGUCACUGUGCGCUUUUAACAUGAAGUUGUCAUGCAGAACUGGCCGAACAGACGCUGGACAACAGAGCUAAAAGCUACAUAAUGUAUUUUUAUCACUCGCUCUCAGAGAAUAAACCACGGUUUAAUUUAUGAAACAUGUUGUGUAAAAUUCUGAAGAUCAUGCAAAUGUAAUUAACUCAGUUUGAUUUUAAUAUAUAUAGUAUUUUAUAAAAGUAUGAAUGUAUGAAAAAUAAAAUGACACUUUUUGUCGACACUUUUAUCACUA
Messenger RNA from Megalobrama amblycephala (Wuchang bream), 2017 nucleotides. RefSeq names its product motile sperm domain containing 2 (gene mospd2). Lineage: Eukaryota; Metazoa; Chordata; Actinopteri; Cypriniformes; Xenocyprididae. The record is from RefSeq and is a predicted model, not a curated record. Bases 110 to 1678 code for a protein of 522 amino acids. The transcript has 15 exons.